Colletotrichum scovillei is the source of this 3626-nucleotide messenger RNA. RefSeq lists its product as uncharacterized. NCBI's taxonomy places the organism in Eukaryota, Fungi, Ascomycota, Sordariomycetes, Glomerellales, Glomerellaceae. The transcript is spliced from 2 exons. Bases 1125 to 3029 code for a protein of 634 amino acids. The record is from RefSeq and is a predicted model, not a curated record.
CUUAAUUUCGCCUACCGCAUAGUACGGACCGCUCCAGGACGGUGCGGUAAGGCAUGGUCUCCGUAUAGCCUCCACCUACGCAGUACUCUUCUACUUCUGCUUCUGCUUCUCUUCUUUUGCUCCGUUCUCUUGCUGCGCACUGCGUGUGUAUGUACUCCGUACGUUAUUCUCCUAGACUCCUGGUACCUUGUCGUCCGUCCUGCCUCCCUUCCAUCAGUCAGUCCCCAUCAUCCGUCUCCUCUUUGGCUCCAUGUCACUGCGGGUUGUGGACUGGCCCUCGCAGUGUCUCCCGUCUUCAGCGUGGAAUCGUAAUCAUUCCCAGCUUUCUCCUUACCCACACCCCCAACAUCCCAUCCGCUUCAUUCGCCGUUAAUGACUACAAUUUUAAACAAAAAGAAUUGCUACCCUCCGCACCAGCAAUCCAGUCUGCCUCUCUUCAUGCCAUUGUUCGCUGGCUCCGUCCCUGGAGCUUGAACCCCCUCCCUCAAUCUCCUGCAGACCGCCUUCGUGGCUCGCCUUGGCCUUGCCCUUUUACCUUCGUAACGGAUUCCCGUCCCCUUCACCACCUCACCCCCCUCCCCUCCGCCAUUAUUGGCGGCCCCCAUCCACCACGACCACACUACUACCAGUCUACCACCACCGCUUACCUACCUACCUUACUUCACACACACACACACACCUUACACCUCUUUCUCUACUUUCCUCCGCCAUCGCGCCUCAUUUCUUCUUCUUCCUCUCCCAAGCCGGCCCAAUCUCUGCUUCAACACAAACCGUUGUUUAUUCUUCGCGCAGGUCAGGGGCGCUGGAUCCAGAGACAUCCAUGGGAACAACUCACUGGUCCCUUUGUGCAGACCCGAGAUACCGAAUCCCCAUCUCGACCCUGUAGACCUGUCCGUCAUCGAUCCGACCUUUUCUUCUGCUGCAUGCACAGCGCAACCGUCGUCAACCCUCGUUUAGACUGCAUCCCAGUCCUCCACCGCCGACGCCUGCAUUCAACGUUAAGCAUGCUUUUUUAAUCCUCAACCUGAUACCUUGGAGACCCUUCGAGUUCCUCUUUGGAGCAAAGACGGUGCCUGGAUACGCCUUACUAGUCACAGCCCUUGCCUGAACCUCUUCCAUCAGCCAUGGAAACUUGCGAGGGAGUGCUCUUGAUACCCCCUGAUCGGGGCCAGAUCUUGGGGCGCGCCAUCUGGAAGCCACGAUAUGUUGUUGUGGGAGGCCGUAGUGUCUACAGAGAAGCCGUCACCAGUCCGACUUUCCCUCAAAAUGCCGCCUCAACCCGCUCAAACGGGACCGGCACCAGAUCCCAGCCGCGGACCCCUGGCAACGACGACUACUACAUCUCCAUCUUCAAGUCAAAGGUAAGGCUCAACAUGACGGAGUUCUCUGGCCCAAACCUAAGCCACCUGAACUUGCAGGACGACUGGGAGCCCUCCUACCAAUACCCCGUCAGCUCUGUCAUAGACUGUCAGGUGCAGAUGCUCGCCCAUCGCAAGCAGGGGCCCGUUCUGCCCACCCUCGUUAUCACCAUCAACGACAAGGAAAAGAAGCGCCGUUCCAGUAGGGCUGCCGGCCUCAUCUCGAGCAAAGAGUCCACUGCGACUACGCUCUGGUUUCGAACGCCUCCCGACGACCAUCAUAUUAGUCUACACGAAUGGGCCCGCUUUAUUAUUUCGAGAAAACUCCCCAUGAGCCCCGAAAGCCCGGCGUCUCCCUCUUUCACCAACCCCUUCGCCCAGCAGCGUUCUCGAGAUGUUGAUUACUUCCCUCGCCCUCCGAGUGGGAACCCGAAUCCCCGUGGCACUCUGCAACACAAGAACUCGACGCAGACAUACUCAAGCCGAGACCGACCCAUCACAUUCAGCUCCGAUUCCCCGAGUCUGCGUUCUAAGCGCAGCGAUGUCUCGUCACCGACAAGUACUACCCAUCCUGCUCAUAUGGGCUUCACCAUCCCGGACCCCAACAAAUACACUACUGUUCUCCCGAGCGACAUCCCCUCGCCCGUCACAACGAUGUCUAUGAGCGACUAUCAACGGAGCGAACUGAUUGAGGGAUGGACAGCGGCACAAGGACGUUCGUCUACCAUCAGCUCACCAAUCCGCGGUCGAGGCAGCGUCAGCUCAGGAGGUGCCCAACCUUUUCCGGGUGCCGAUUCUAGCUCACCACCGAACCAGCGAGAGACGAUCCUCGACCGUGCUUUCCAGCUGCGCUGCAUCCCUGGCUCCGAACUCGAGACUCCGGGUGAAGAGAAGCUCACAUCGCUGGCUCGAUUCGAUGCAUUGAUGCGGGAGGCCGACGAGAAAAUGCGCCAACAGGUGAAAGAAGCACAUGCCGAGAAGAUUGCGAUGCUCAGCGCAUUCGAUGUCGAUGAGGACUCAUCCGAAGAGGAGGCUGAUGACGACGAGGAAGAUGAAGACGACGACGAGCAUGACGAAUAUGCACACGAGGCGGAUGCCAGUGGCAAUCGCCAAACCUUGAUCGCGCCCAAUGCCCAACGCGCCCUCGAAUAUCUCGCCAGUCGCCAAGAGGAAGCCAUGUCACCGCGCUCGCCCGUGAUGAGGAGCCCGCCUGCCAACUUUAGUAUUCCCCUGCAGGCUCCUGCGCGGCCACACACGGCGCACUCCAAGAUGCGGCCGGGUGUGACGCAAAGGACGUACAGCCAAACUCAGCCCAUGGGCCAAGAGAGGCUCGAUGUGCCAACCUCUUCAUCCGGUAAGACAUCCGAUGAUGCCAACUUCCGAACCAACGGGGAAAAGCGGGCGUCCGGCUCCAGCGCCAAGCGACUUAGCUUCAGCGAGUUCACCAAGCGUCUCUCGAGCACCAGCAGCUUACUUCUCGUCCAGACCAACACCAGCGGCGGGAGCAGUUGCGGCAGCAGCGAGUUCGACCCAAGUCCAUCUCAGGUACCCAAAGGUACUUUGAACGCUAGGGGCGUUCCUCCGCGACCUCGAGACCUCGAGAGAGAGGAGCAAGAACGGCGCUGUGGAUGGCGAAACAGCAUCGGCUUCACCGAGGGCGGUAUGAUUUGAUUCGAAUCACUACCGCCUGCCAACCGCCAUGAUUACCUACCCUCUUUACUAUUGUCCACACCGGCCGGAACCAACCCACAUCAUUAUCCUUUCACCAAACCACAACCAACAGCUCAAACUUAUACCCAACUCACGCCACAGCAUAGUUGAUAUAUGUUGUACGAUUUUUGAUCUGACGAUACCAUUGUUUGCAUCUAAUAACGACUUAUGAUCGGGGUUCACAGAACACGGACCUGGCGUUUGAUAUUCGUUCUUAUUCUCUACGCGUUGAUUUCCCAGUUGGAGGUUUACAGCAUCAUUUCGAGGAGGGAGGCAUUCAUCAAAGGAAGCAGCACCUCGACGUCAGAGACUCGAGGCCCGGCGGAGUCGACAGAGUCCCGUCGGUACACCAAGGCACUAGGCAAGCAAUGUGUCGGUCAUACCAUGUUGCGGCCUGCCUUUUCUUAUGUAUAUGGCUAGUGUUGUCGUCCGUUGUCUGACGAGGCGGGUACCACAUAUUUUGCAGGACGCUACCUACGAGUUCCUGACUUUUAUUUCUCAACGCAAUUUACGUUCAGAUGGACAUAUAGAAAUGUUGUAGUACAAAGUUGACGCGAG